Messenger RNA from Dentiscutata erythropus, 347 nucleotides. Lineage: Eukaryota; Fungi; Glomeromycota; Glomeromycetes; Diversisporales; Gigasporaceae. The record is from the annotation of a GenBank genome assembly.
UAAUCGGUGCUGGUUUAACCACUAUGUGGAAUGAAAACACUGGAUAUGGUGAAUUUAUAGGAUAUAUGGUAAUUAGUGGUGCUGGAAUUGGUAUAAGUAUGCAAGCUAUUACAUUAUGUGUUCAAGGAAUGGUUGAGCCAAAGGAUAUAGCUGCUGCUACUGCCUUAUCAUUAUUCUUUAGAAGUAUUGGAGCUGUUCUCGGAAUUGCAAUAUCCGGAACAAUAUUUAAUAAUAAGCUUUCACAAACUUUAAGUACAUUAACUUUACCUCCAACUUUUUCAACAGAAUCUGUACAUACUAUAAGAUUAUUAUCACCUGAAACACAGUCUUCAGUUAUUCAGGCUUAU